Nerophis ophidion (straightnose pipefish) is the source of this 2504-nucleotide messenger RNA. Its product is annotated as cerebellar degeneration-related protein 2-like. Lineage: Eukaryota; Metazoa; Chordata; Actinopteri; Syngnathiformes; Syngnathidae. The record is from RefSeq and is a predicted model, not a curated record. The transcript has 6 exons. The coding region runs from base 117 to 1598 and encodes 493 amino acids.
CGGGGGGGGGAGUGGGGAGGGACUGAGGAAAUACCGGAGAGAGGACGGAAGCAGAAAGCGUACGGCGCAAAAAGACAUUGAGUUCGGGAGGAGGAUCACACCGGAGUUCUCCACACAUGCUGAGCUCAGGGACAAUGGAUGAAUUCGUUACCGAAGAGGAAGAGCCUUGGUACGACCAGCGGGACUUGGAGCAGGACCUCCACCUGGCUGCAGAGCUCGGAAAGACUUUGCUGGAAAGGAACAAGGAGCUGGAGGACUCCCUGCAGCAGAUGUACAUCACUAAUGAAGAACAAGUGCAAGAAAUUGAGUACCUGUCAAAGCAGUUAGAGGUCCUUCGGGACAUGAACGAGCAGCAUGCCAAAGUGUACGAGCAGCUGGACGGUACUGCAAGAGAGCUUGAACGAACCAACCAAACACUCGUGAUCAACAGCAAGGACUCCCAGCAAAAAAUUGAAAGGUUAACAGGGACCAUUGAGACUUUGCAGAAUCAGGUGGAGUCCCUCUCAGGACAGGUGGACCAGCUUCGCUCCAUGGAAAAACUCAGAGUCAAAAGGGAGAAGAGGGAACGACGCAAGACCAUCCACUCCUUUCCUUGUCUGAGGGAACUUUGCACAGCACCCAGGUACGAGGACGAGUUUGUGGUGGGCAGGGCUGAAAGCUUUUCUGUGGAGGUGAAGCGUCAGCCAUUUGAAGAGGAGAACCAGCACCUUAGGGAGGCGGUGUCAGCUCUACGAGCAGCCAUCCGGUCCGAGAAAGGGCGACGAGAGGGUGUGGAGAAGGAGUGCAACCUGCUCCUUGCAGAUUUCUCGCGUCUGCAAACACGUGUGCAGGAUGCUGAGAGCUGUCAGGCCAGGGUGAGAGAGUUGGAGGUGGAGCUGCAGGAGCUGCAGCAGCUGCGGCGCGGCAGAACUUUCCUCCUCGGAAACGAAGAUGACGGCGUCACCCUCACCCAGACCGUCCUCAAUAACACCCCGGAGAUCGACACUUUCCUGGAGGGAGAGGUCGCGGAGACAGGAGGAGGCGUGAGGGAGGCGACGGAGGGUGGAGGCGGCGUGGGCGGGGAAGCUCUCCCCGAGUCCAACCCUGUGAGGAAAAGCUGCAGUGACACAGCACUCAACGCCAUCGUUGCCCGGGAUGCAUCAGGCCGCAGGAGAGGCAGCUACGCUCUUCACGCCAACAGCGUGAGAAAGAGAGGCAUGUCCAUCCUCAGGGAGGUGGAUGAGCAGUACCACGCUUUAUUGGAGAAAUACGAGGAGCUGCUGGGAAAAUGCCGCCGCCACGAGGAGAGUCUCUGUCACGCCGGCGUCCAGACUUCCCGACCCGUCUCCCGAGACCCUUCCAUGAAGGACUGCGCCGUGGGUCACACCCCCGCCCCUCCCCCAACCCCCACCCUGUCACCGUCGACGCCGGAGGCCAUUGAGAUGAUCGGCAAGCAAGUGGAGGCGGUGGAUAAGCGCCUGGGACAGAACACUCCAGAGUACAAAGCUCUCUUCAAGGAGAUAUUCUCCCGUAUCCAGAAGACCAAGAUGGACAUUAAAGCUACCAAAGCCGCUAAACCCAGCAAAUCCAGCAAGUCAGGCAAAUCUAGUAAGCAGUGAUGCGUCUCUAGAGGACAUUAGGUACAAUGUCAGUGUUCCGCGCAGUGCAACAUUUGUCACCAAGCAGCCAACUAAAGUGCAGUACAGAAAAUGCCAAGUAGAGUCUUACACGAAAAUAUGAGUAGCAUGUAUUAGCAGUACAAAAAUAAAACAAAUCUGCAUAGUUUCGUCUUAAAUGGCAUUUAGUGUUCAGUGUGCAGAAAUAUGUUAGAUCAGAGGUUCUCAACUUUGUUUCACAAAGUACCACCUCAGAAAAAAGUACCAAGUUCCACAAUAAUGACCAACAUUAAAAUACAGUUGCGUAGUAGCCCUAAGUAUUUAUUAAAAACAAAACACGUUUUAUUUAACAGAUAUAGUUAAUAUUUUGGGCUCUGUAACACACACUGUAUGAACAGUGACAGUGGCUAUGUUUACACUGCAGGCCAAAGUGGCCCAAAUCAGAUUUUUUUCCAGCUGACUGUUCACACUGCAAGUAAAAUGUGAUCUUCAUCAGACUCCAGUGUAAAUGCGCUAAGGCCCCAACGUGGCCCGUGUGUGGCCUCGACGUCAGUUGCAUGCGCACUCGAUAAAGUGAAAACCAAGGAAGUUGACAGGAUUCCGUAAAUGAACAAGGAAGUCACAACGAGUACUACAAAAUAAAAUAAAAGUCGCCUCCGUACAUAUUUGGGCUGUGCAUUUGUGGGCACGGCUCAAUUUGUGGGGGAACGAUUCGAUUGUCGAUUCAAAAUCAAUACUUUUUCAGUAACAUUGGGUGCAGGUUCUAGAUUGACUACAUUCCUCUAUAAAAUAGAUAAACAGCUCUGAUGAAUUUUCAUUUUAUUAAACUGGUUUAUUUAAUAAAAUUCUACCUAAAGUUUUACUAAAUUGGCUGGACAGCACAGACUUUAGGGUGAAUCAAACAAACAA